Messenger RNA from Daphnia magna, 2024 nucleotides. Its product is annotated as lissencephaly-1 homolog. Gene Ontology annotation, molecular function: protein binding. Lineage: Eukaryota; Metazoa; Arthropoda; Branchiopoda; Diplostraca; Daphniidae. The record is from RefSeq and is a predicted model, not a curated record.
AAAAGAUAAGACAAUACUUGCUCAAAAUUAUUUUUUAUCUUAAGUUCGAAACCCGACAACGGAGUUUAGCAGACUUCAAAUUGAAAUGUUAAUAAUUGUUUGGCUUUUUUCAAGUCAACGCAAGCUGGGUCAUUUAUUAUGUCUGUGUUAAGUCCAACUGAUAAACUAAUACGUAAACUCCGUAAAAAGCUACGUCAAAUAGAAAAUCUUGAAUUUCUCGGGCGCUCAAAUCUAAAUGAAGAAGAACUUUUAAAGGUGAAGCAAAAAAAUGCCACUAGAAUUGAGCUUGCCAAACUUUUAAAACAAAGUGAAGAAGGCUGUAUGGCUUUUACACCUGGAAUUGGUACCCAUAUUCCCACAAGUACCACUGAUCAAUCAGAGAGCAUACCUACUACAAUAAUAACUCCAGAAAAUAAAACUAAACAUGGACCAAAAAAUCAAUUUUAUUCAAUUUCCUAUCAGCCUUUAAAAUUGCCUGAAACCAUGAAGCGUCCCACUCCUGAGGAAGAUAUACCUUCAUUGAGCCCUGAAUCUUCUGCUUCCAGUGACACACAGUCAAAGAAGCCUAAGCCAGAGAGUUCUACACCAGACAAACCUAACAAAAUCAAAUCUAAAAUGCACAAUACAGCAGGAAAAUCUCCUGUUCAAAAGUCCUGGCAUGAAACUCCAUUCCUUCUAAAUAUUCUUGAAUCCCACAAUGAUAUUGUGAGUUGUGUUGAUUUAGAUGAGACCCACAUCAUCUCAGGAAGCCGAGAUACAUUAGUACAAGUUUGGUGUGCUACAACCGGCUCUGCAUUGAUGGACCUUCGAGGACACACAAAUACGGUUACUUGUGUUUCGCUGUUAUCAGUCGAAGACUCAAAACAUUUGAAUGCGGAGCUGUCUGGAAGUAUUAGCGAAGAUACAGGUCCUCGAUUGGCUCUUACGGGUUCUCUCGAUUGCUGUAUUAAGCUUUGGAACAUAGAGAAUGGGUCAGCCUUGCGUUCCAUCUAUACAUUCAGUGGAGUGACAGCCCUCUGCUAUUCGCCUUCCCAUUCUUGCUGCGUCGUAGGAAGUGAAGGGGGGAAAUUGGAAACCUAUACAUUCCUCGAAGAAAGCACAAAUCCACGUUUUUCAAUUAAAACUUUCGAGGAUUCCGUAUCUCAUAUAAAGUUACAAAAUGAAAACUUGAUUUGCUCGUCCCUUGAUGGAUUCAUAAGUGUAUGGUCCAUGAAGGGAACUGAGUUAUCUCGUCUAUUCCGAUCAGAUGAUCUCGUCCCUGAAACUGGCCAUGUAAUCCGUUGUCGACCAAUUCUUAGCCUUGCCGUGAAUUCAGCCUACCCAACAAUUUUCUACGGGGAUGAAGGGGCAACAGUUAAAAUGUUGACCUGGAAAACUGGAUGCGUCAAAAAGCUCAGGAAUCAUGUUUAUGAUUUUGGGAUAACUAAUGCAAUUUUCGCAACCCAAUCAUUCCUUCUCUCUUCGUCCAUUAAUCUUGAUACUGGAGUCUCCUCCAUUAACAUCCGUUCUUUACCCGAGUGCAAUUACUUGGGCUCAUUGAACGUUUCUGGCAUUGAACGUAUUUUUUGCCUAGCCGCAACAGAAGACCAGAACGACAAAUCUCUUCGAUUGAUUGUCGGCGGUACUCAAUUAAUGUUGCUAGAAACAAGAAAAAUUGGAUGUCGUCGUUCUCCGAAGAAAGACAGUUUAUUGAAACCUCAUUUCAUCAAUGAAUUUACUUUACCCGCUGGUGAUUCUGAAGACGACUUUAGUAGUUCUUCAGAAGAAGAAAUUGAAGAAGAUGAGGAUGAACCAGCUAACUCAAAUGAGACGGUUAAUGCAAAUGAAUCUAGCCAGAGGAGCUCCUGGUGCACUAUUCCUCUGAUCGGUUAUCGACUCGCAUAUUUUGUUGUUCGUGGAAUGAACCCCAUUAAGAAUCAAAUCUAAAGCUAUAAAUAAUCCAAUUAACCAUUACGCAAUACUUAUUUGUAUUUUUAACAGACAAAAAAAAAUAAUAAUUGAGAAAUAAAUUUGGCUUCAGGGCG